Messenger RNA from Lycium barbarum (goji berry), 572 nucleotides. RefSeq lists its product as uncharacterized. The transcript has a single exon. NCBI's taxonomy places the organism in Eukaryota, Viridiplantae, Streptophyta, Magnoliopsida, Solanales, Solanaceae. The record is from RefSeq and is a predicted model, not a curated record. Bases 58 to 411 code for a protein of 117 amino acids.
CGUCUUGUGCUCACAAAUAGAUCCAAAAACUCCUAGUGACUAGUGUCCUUGUCAUACAUGCAAUACACACUAAUAACUAGACGUUUCCACUUUCCACUCUCUUUCUUUCUUGGCAGCGUUCUCCAUAAGCUAACACUACACCCUUUUGCUUCUCACUUCUUUUUUCUUCUCACCAGAAAUAAAUUAAAUAGCUCUCUGUUAAUGGCGGAUUGGGGACCAGUGCUUAUCGGAGUGGUACUCUUCAUACUGCUGCAGCCUGGGCUUCUGUUUCAGAUACCUGGUAAUAACCUUACUCUGGAAUUUGGGAGCAUGAAGACUAAUGGAAAGGCUAUUGCUGUUCAUACUCUUAUUUUCUUUACCCUUUAUGCUAUUCUCAUUCUUGCUGUUCAUGUUCACAUCUAUACUGGCUGAUUUCCAGAUCUUCUCCAUAUACCCCCUUUUAUGCCUACCAUUUUUCACUAAUCGAAGUUGUAAGUCCUUUUCUUACUCAAGUUAAGAUCUGUUUUUUUUGUAAUUUUGUUUUCAAGAAGAAAGAUUCAGUCUUUGGAAUGAAUUGCUCGCGUUCUAUUUAA